Molecule: messenger RNA, 2076 nt
Organism: Neospora caninum
Lineage: Eukaryota; Apicomplexa; Conoidasida; Eucoccidiorida; Sarcocystidae
Product: putative corA-like Mg2+ transporter domain-containing protein
Exons: 6
Coding region: 1-2076 (691 amino acids)
Biological process (GO): magnesium ion transport
Molecular function (GO): magnesium ion transmembrane transporter activity
Source: RefSeq, a predicted model, not a curated record
AUGGCGACGCGCGGCGGGGCGAUCUCGCUGGCUGGCCGGGGCCUCGCCCUUCGCCUGCCGGGCGAGGCGACUCGAGGCCCGCGCAUGCAACGGCUGCUUCCUGCUCGCCGUCUCGCCUCCCCUGAAGGAAUCUUCGGCGCCAGACAGCUCGCGCUCUCCCGUUUCUCUUACACGGCUCUGGGGCGCGUGGCCGCAGCCAAGCACACAGACACAGAGAUGACCUGGACAGCAACCGAGACAGAGGACACGGAAAGGCGCGCCUGGCGACGGGCAUGGAGGCCGCAGGGGAAUGCUUGUUCAUGUGGAGAACCUUUGCGCGGGUGUACACCCGCGUCUUCGCUUUCUGCUUCGCUCGCGUCUUGCGCUAUUUCGCACCCGGCGCCGUCUUCCUGGGCCUUCGCGCCGCUGGCGGCUUCUUCUCUUUGGUCUCCCUCUCGCCUCUCUUCUCUUGUCCUUCAUUUUCGUUCCCUCUCUGCGGUCGCUUCCUGCUCGUCUUCACUCCAUCGUGCAUAUCCUACGUCCGCCGACUUCGCCUCUUCUUCCUCGUUGCGGUCUGUGGCCUCGCUGCUGCCUUUGUGCCCCGCGUCACCUCUUGCUUCUGCCUCGCGUUCAGAAAGGCCUUGUACGAGUUCGUCUUCUCGAGUUGAGCACUCUUCCUUUUCGGCGAAGGACAAGCAGUUCCACUGUCACUACAGCUCGCUUUCGCGCUAUGAACUGGCGACGGAGUUGCAGCUUCCGUACAGCGAUAUUCGGUUGCUCGACGUCGUUCGAGUCCCCUCGUCUCUCAAGUUGCCCCACUCGUCCUCGCUCUCGUCGCUCUCUUCCUUCUCCCCAUUUUCUCCCGGCUCUUUCUCGCCUCGCAGUCGCGCGGCUGCCGACGGGGCGUUGCUGACUGGCACGCCAGGACUCGAGAAGACUGUGCACACCUCCUCAAGAAGCGACGAAGAGAAGGAGAAUUCGACGGCUGGACGCAGUUUGUUCGCUUCCUUCUUCUCUUUCUUCUCGUCUCCAGUGGCAACGGGAGAGAAGCGAGAGCAGACCCGCUCUGCGCACGGCGGAUCGAGGGCGAGACGCGACUUCUUCGCGGGCCAGCCGGAGUCUCCGAGAGAAGAAGAGCCCCUCUCUCUGCCCUUCCUGCCUGCUGGUCUCGACGCCCUCAAACUGCAGCAUGCAAAGAUUCUCGUCAGGCGAACGGCCAUCCUCGUCCAAAUCGAAAACAUCGGCGCCGUAAUCACGCCCCACAAAAUGAUUCUCCUCCAUCCUCACCCUUCAGUGACGAGUGCGCUUUUGCACCAGCUGACUUGCGGAGAAGCGACUCCGCAGGCGACGGCUUCGCUGCUUGAAUGCGGAAACGCCUCGAGAGAAGAGAGAGACGACGUCACAGAGACCUCUUCGUCUGAAGAACCUCCGUCCCCAGCUUCGAAGCCUUCGCUUUCAUCCGCCGGCGGCCCGCGUGCCUGGUGUGCAGACACUCCGCGGCAACUGCCUUUCGAGCUACGCGCCCUCGAGGCUCUCUUCGCCGUCGCUCUCGGGUCUCUCGACGCCGUUGCCAAGGACUACGUCGACCGAGUUCGUCUGACCAUCGCCACUCUAGAGCAAGAGUCCUCGGGCGUCUCGCGGAACUCGCGACGAAGCGCCUCCAGUGCCUGGUCCCUCGCCACUGCAGAUGCGACGCUCUUCACACUCGUCCAUUCCCCUUCUCUUCAUCAGCUGAUGGUUUUGAAAAAUCUUCUCCAGGAUAUCGAAGCGCGUCUCGAGGCCUUCCGUGGGUGCCUGUCUAAGUUGCUCAGCGACGACGGCGACAUGGCGGACAUGUACCUGACAGAUCGGCUCGUCUACACCAUCCCACACGCGCGCGAGGACCACGCCGACGUGGAACUGCUCCUCGAAGGCUGCCUUCAACAAGUAGACGAACUGCAGUACGACAUUCUAACGGCCAAGCGAUGCGUCAUUCACCACGAAGAGCUUACCAAGGUGCGACUCAAAACGCCGACUCUCCUGUCGACUGUUUUUCCAGGCUUACUGGCCUCUCCUCUAUAUGUCUUUUUACCUAUGUGUAGUGGUUUAUAUAUGUAG